GUCAUACAUCUGUUCCCGUUCAGCUUAACGAUCUUACCCGAGUAACUUGCAAAAAUUAUUUCGAUAGAAGUCAAUUCGGUUACUCCACAACCCAACCACAAUGGGCUCCGAAAAACCUAGCCAGCGGUGGGCGGCGCUCGCCCGCGACACAAACGAAACCAAGAUCCAACUGGCCUUAAACCUCGACGGCGGGGACUUCCCCCCGGACAUCGACUCCCGCCUACUAGCCUCCGUCACCAACGGCCACGCCAGCCAGUCCAGCAAAUCCCAAACCAUCAGCGUGAACACAGGCAUCGGCUUCCUCGACCACAUGCUGCACGCCCUAGCUAAGCACGCCGGCUGGAGUCUGGCUCUAGCCUGCAAGGGCGACCUACACAUCGACGACCACCACACCGCCGAAGACUGCUGCAUAGCGCUCGGGUACACCUUCGCCAGCGCACUCGGCAGCGCAACCGGGCUAGCGCGCUUCGGAUACGCCUACGCGCCUCUCGACGAAGCGCUAUCGCGGGCCGUCGUCGACCUCUCGAACCGGCCGUACAGCGUCAUCGAACUAGGCCUGCGACGCGAGAAGAUCGGCGAUUUGUCGUGCGAGAUGAUCCCGCACUGUCUGCAGAGCUUUGCGCAGGCGGCGCGCGUGACGCUGCACGUGGAUUGUCUGCGGGGAGAAAACGACCACCAUCGCGCCGAGAGCGCGUUCAAGGCGCUGGCGGUCGCGGUGAGACAGGCGACGAGUAGGAUACCGGGGAGAGAGGGGGAGGUUCCUAGUACGAAGGGGACUUUGAGUGUGUAGGGUUGGGUGGAGUGAAAAUAAAAAGGAAAUAAAAAGAAAAUGAUAAUAAUUGUGGUUAA
Messenger RNA from Annulohypoxylon maeteangense, 849 nucleotides. Its product is annotated as IGPD-domain-containing protein. The coding region runs from base 101 to 790 and encodes 229 amino acids. Gene Ontology annotation, biological process: L-histidine biosynthetic process. The transcript has 2 exons. The record is from RefSeq and is a predicted model, not a curated record. NCBI's taxonomy places the organism in Eukaryota, Fungi, Ascomycota, Sordariomycetes, Xylariales, Hypoxylaceae. Gene Ontology annotation, molecular function: imidazoleglycerol-phosphate dehydratase activity.